AUGUCAAUUUCCAAGCACGGAUACGGUGCGAUUGCCAUGAUCGUCAUCGGCACGCUUUACAACACGGUCGCUGUGAUACUCCCCCUGUGGACCGCUAAUUUCACCGUCAAUUCAGCACUUACCAACGAGGUAGCCAGCACUUACUUCAAGGCCGGUCUAAUGGGUUUCUGCAUCAACAGUGAACUCACGGAUUCAAGCUCGACCCUUGACCAUUGUUUCCACUACAAGUUUGGGUCUGGGUACGACGGCCUCUCCGUCAUCAACGAAAUGAUAUGGACCAAAUACUCAAAGUUCGCCACGUGCGAGGGCUACAGCAAGGCUGGUGAUGUGAGCGACGCUGAGCGUCUGGCAUACGCAUCAGUGCUGGCGACAGCCGCCGGCAUGGAUGCGAAACAAUUUGACAGGUUUCUGGACAAGUCGUGCGGGAUACUCGGUAUGAGUACGAUGACGACUGGUGGCAUGAGCAUGUCGAACGGUCUGAUGGCGAUAAUUGCCAUGGUGGGUGCGAUCACAUGCUGCAGAGGAAACGAGAAGUGGAUUGGCGCCGGCUUCUUCUUGGCUGCCGUGGCUGCUUUCACGGCGAUGCUAACGAUCGUGCUGUGGGUCGUGCAGGCGGGACCGUUGGGUGAGAAGGACGACACAUCAUUGAAGACGGGAUACUUUUUGAUGAUCAUCGCAAUGCUGCACUAUCCUUUGGCAAUUUUCAUGUUUUGGAAGCACUUGAAAACGGACAUUGGAAAGGAUGGAGGGUUGACAGCGUAG
Molecule: messenger RNA, 762 nt
Organism: Peronospora belbahrii
Lineage: Eukaryota; Oomycota; Peronosporomycetes; Peronosporales; Peronosporaceae
Source: the annotation of a GenBank genome assembly